Messenger RNA from Microstroma glucosiphilum, 1315 nucleotides. RefSeq names its product P-loop containing nucleoside triphosphate hydrolase protein. The record is from RefSeq and is a predicted model, not a curated record. The coding region runs from base 75 to 932 and encodes 285 amino acids. The transcript has 2 exons. NCBI's taxonomy places the organism in Eukaryota, Fungi, Basidiomycota, Exobasidiomycetes, Microstromatales, Microstromataceae. Gene Ontology annotation, molecular function: GTPase activity; GTP binding.
AUACACUCCAUUAGGGGCAGGAGAAGCAAGGCAGUUCUUGCUUGGAGCUCGUACUUGUCUCGUCCUGUGUCUCAAUGGUAAGGGACAAGGUCAAGGAGAAUGUAAAUGCACAGCCUACAAGACACGUGCGAGCGGGCAAGGAGAAGCAGCGAGAUCAUGACCAAGUAGCUGAGGAGGUAGACGAGGACGAGGAAUGGGAAGAAGAAGAAGAGCAACAAGAAGAGGUGGUCAUCAAUGUACUGAUGGUGGGAGAUCCUCGAGUCGGCAAGACGGCCUUGUUGAGGAGUCUUGUCGGUGACGAGCUGCAAGAGGAAUAUCAGCCUACAACAGAGGUCCUCUCUUACCAACACACAAUAUCUCUCACUCCUACCCUGCACCUUCACUUCAACCUCAUCGAAGCUCCCUCUGUCUCCCUCACACCAGAGCUCCUCUCGCGCUGUCCCGUGAUCCUCUUCCUCUUUGACCUCACGCGCAAGUCCACUCUCAACAGUAUUAAGACGUGGUACAGGCGCUGCCGACCUCCAAAAGAGGAGCGAAGGCGCUCUGCUCGACUGUCCCAUCGAUCUAAUGGCGUCGAAGCUGGAGCUAGAAGUGGUGCUGAGGAAAGACCAGAGGGGAGAGGGACAGGUGUGCUGCACCUCCUCGUGGGAACAAAGUACGACGUCUGGGCUGCCGGGAAGCCUUCCCAGGCGGAGAGGGAGCGCUGGCUCGACCUCGUGCGGCAAUUCUCUCAGGCCAUGCUGGCACCCGUCCUCUUCACCUCUUCUUCCACUACCGCUGCUGCUGCCACUGAGCCGGAGGGAGGGUGGGAAGCUCACCCCUCGAACAUCUUCCGCGUUAUGAUCAGUAAACUCUUCGAUGUGCAGUGCACCAUACCAGAGUGCACUGAUCUGCAACGGCCAAUAAUCCUCUACGAAGGACUGGAACGGUGAUAUGCAGUGCUGUAGAGGGUAUUGACUACGAGAGAUUGAAGAUUGGAGGGCGCGCAGGUAGUUGGCUGGGGCAACUAAUUCAUUAAGUGGAAUGCAAGAGACGAGGCAAAUGAGCUGGACGUUGAGGAGAGUACGUGCAAGACUGGGCUAAAGAGGCAGAACGGGAUGUAUAGAUGUACAGUACAUGAGAAUUGGGAAGCGAUCGAAAUGGGAAUCAUCUGUCACGAAUGGCCCUAGCGACGCGAAGGGAAGAGCUGCAGAGGCAACCAAAGGAACAAGAACGGCGGUUGGGGUAUACCUUUCACUAGGCAAGCUGAUGUGACUACCUUUUGAGGUUGUCCUCAUCCUCGAGAAUCCAUUGCAUCUGCAGUGAGGUAGCAAAU